UGGGCUGUAUCGAUACCUACCCGGUUGUACUGCUCCAUCACGAGCCACUGGGAACAGGGUUGCCCGGGAAACGGCCGCAUGGCAACAGGAUCAGAGCCUGGGGGUUGUCUGCUUCUAGGUCUGCUCCCAUUUUGCAUCGCAUUUCCUCACUAGAUGGUGUGCGAGCCACUGGAGAGAACACUUCCUCGCGCGCGGCGAGCUCCACAUCCAACAAGAACAACAAGAAGAGAGGGAAAAAAAAAAAAACAACAACCUGGGGAAACUAUACCAGCGGAGCAUUUCUUCACGGGAGCUGCGGKGUUGUUGGUUGGCAAAAGUGUGGGAAUAAACAAAGCGUCGCUUUUUUUUGUGUGUGGUGGUGGUGGGGGGGCAACAAGAAGAAGACGACUUGGUGGGGGGAGAAAAGAAGCGACAAGAAAAACCCACAGCUGUGAUGGACAUAAUGACUGCGAUGCAGGAUGCUUGUGUCUCUGAUCAGUGGCUUACCGCGAUAAUUUUCAGCCUUUGCUGCUUCCUGCCGUCCUGCUUGCCCGCCGGACAAACUGUGGACUAUUCGUCGGUUGAAAGUGUGGUCAGCAGACAAGGCGACACGGCGCUACUCAGGUGCUACCUGUUGGAUGGGAUUGCUAAAGGAGCCUGGCUGAAUCGCUCAAGCAUCAUAUUCGCAGGGGACGACAAGUGGUCCAUAGACCCCCGUGUCUCGAUAGUGUCCAAUGUUGGAGACAAACACGAGUACAGCCUUCAGAUACAAAAAGUGGAUGUAACCGAUGACGGCCAGUACACAUGCUCGUAUCAAAGUGAGCGGAACCGACGGCCAAAGCUUCUCAACCUCAUUGUAAAAGUUCCUCCUAAGAUAUAUGACAUUUCCUCCGACAUCACGGUAAACGAGGGCAGCAACGUGUCACUCAUCUGCACAGCCAGUGGGAAACCUGAGCCAACCAUUUCCUGGAGACACAUAACCCCAUUAGCGAGGAAGUACGACAGCGGCGAAUAUCUUAACAUCACYGGCAUCACAAGGGAUCAGGCCGGAGACUACGAGUGCAGCGCUCUAAAUGACAUCGCCUCUCCUGACACCAAAACAGUAAAAGUCACAGUCAACUUUGCUCCAACUAUCCAUGAGAUGAAGAGUCACGGUGUGGGUUUGGGACGCACAGCUCUGCUUCGGUGCGAGGCUGCCGCCGUACCGCCUCCAUAUUUUGAGUGGUACAAAGGGGAGAAAAGGAUUAUCAAAGGCCAGGGCAUCGACAUCAAGAACCUCAGCUCCAGAUCACUCCUUACAGUCACCAACAUGACAGAGGAUCGUUACGGGAACUACACGUGUAUCGCCACCAACAAGCUAGGAACGGCUAAUGCCAGCGUGCCUCUUAUUCAUGGAGCAGAGGAGUGGGGGGAGGCAGAUCGAGGAGGAAGUCCGCCCAAAAUAUUAAAUCAGGCCAAUCACCGUUUUCCCAAACCAGAGGUGUAUGAUGACAAACGCAAAACACUGCACCCUAUGGGAGCCCGGGAAGCGCGCACAUCCCGCUGGCCUGCCGGUACCUGGUCCUGGCGCUCUCCUCCUUCAUCAGCGUGUACUAGCAGAGGCUGACACAAUGACUGUCGAGAGCAUUUAUCAAACCUUUUUGGACAUUGCUGAUGGCUGAAAUCUGGUCUUGGUACAGUUUGUUGGAAAGCUGAGGUGGGGAAAUAAUCAACUAGACUUUGUGUCGGGUGGAAUUUUUUUUUCCUUUGCUUUUUGGUGAAAUUUCUGUCAUGUUCAAAGCUAUGAUGUUUGUUUUUUUAAUAUUAUUUCCUCUUUCUUCUUUUCUUAUGAACCACAUUGUAAAUUAGUGCUCGGUUUAUUUUUCACCUAAAAUCACAUCAACAACCCCUGAAACUCCAAACUCAGUUUUCUUUUUUUUGUUUGUUUGUUUGUUUUUGUUUAUUUUUUUGCAUAUUUUCCCUGUGAGGUGUUUGGAGCAAAACGUUAUCAUCCAUUUUUUUGUACAUGGCUAAAAAAAAGCAAAUUGUGCCAAGUCUCCAAGUACAAACAAAUGUUCAUAUCAGUGUUGUAUUGAAUGUAUUAUGGGGCUGUUUAGCAAAAAGAAAGACAUUUAGAUUCCUAACAAUAAUUUUUUAUUAUGAGGUUAUGCUGAAAAAUAGGAGGAAAUAAGCAAAAGAACAAAAAAAGGCAGUGUUUUUCAGCACAUCAGUAGAUGGAUGAACAGUGUUAUAUCUGAAAAUGGGUCCUUCAGUUUUCACAUCUGCCUCACCCCCUAUGAUCACCCCCUAUGAUCAGGCAGCCGUCUAACGUAGCAAAACACACCGUUAAUGUAUCUCUUUAUUUUUUAAAUAGGCUUCUGUUUGAACGUGGGACCAGCUUUUCUCAUUCAGCCAAGAACAUUAUUACAAACCAUGACUGCAGAGGAGCAUCGCUGCCCUUUUGUUUACAUUUUUCUUGUGAAAAAAAAAMCACUAAAAUCUUMAUUUUUUCAGUCCAUGUAUGUGAAUGUCAGAACAAAUAUUUGUAGGAAGAAAAUGAAUAAGUCUUGCAGCUCUUUGCAACAAAAUGGCCUCUGUAGGCGUCAGAGCAGAAACUGAUUGUUUCCCCUGCGGUUACAUACUGCAUGUCUCUACGGUCCGACCAGGGGUUAGGAGCAAGUUUAACACAUGUAGAAUUCAUGUCCAGUGGAGUUAAAUCAGUGGAUACUUUACUUUUGUUGAAUGUAAUCAGUGGUGGRCACAGUUCUGCUAAUCCGCUAAURGAUAAUAGCUGAGCUAACUUUUCGUUUAGCAGAUUUUUGCUAAUUUUGGAAGCCAUUAGCAAACAAUUACCUUCUGCUAAGUUUAGUUCUGCUAAUUUUAAAAUAUUAGCAGACCAAUUUUCUUCUCAGAAAUUUAGUUCUGCUGACUUUGGGAACUGUUAGCAGACCAGUUAGCCUCUGCUAAAUUUAGUUCUAACUUUAGAAACCAUUAGCAGACCAGUUAGCUUCUGACAAGUUUUGUUCUAAUAACUUUGAGUCAGAAACAAAAACAACUAUCCCCCACACACAGAGCUUCACGCUCAUGCCAUGUGUCUUUUAUGUGAGUWGCAUCUUUAGCAUUUUCUGAUUCAAUUGUUUGUGGAGUUAGCAGUUAGUGUUAGCUUCCGCUGAUUUUCUUACCUGUUUAGCGUUGGCAAAGCUAAUUUUUAAGUCAGCAGAUUGAUGUUAAGCAAAGCUAUUUUUUGGUUAGCUGUGCCCACAACUGGUAUUCUCUUAUUUUUUUUCCCCGCAAUGUUUGAAUUAACUAAAGUUUGAAAAUUUGGCCAGUGGAUGAGAUAUGAGCUCUAAAAUAUAUUUUACUAAAGACUCUAAUAUUAACCUGCCUGUUAGGUGUUGGAGUUGUUUACAAAUGAUACAGAGUUGAAACUUAAAAUGGUUAGCUGUUCCCACCACUGACUGUAAUCAACCAUAUCAAGGUUUAAAAACCAGUUUCCUCUAUAGCCAGGUGUGUCAGGGCAGCAUAUUCACCUUCCUAUACCCUCCAUUCAUGUUGUAAACAGAUAAACUGUACUGUAAUGCCUUAAUAGUACCAUUUACAUAAAUUUCCCUCUAUUUAAAGUGACACUUCCAGAAGCUCUCGAUGAGGUUUCAGCUCAUGACUGAUAACUGAAUGUUCAUAAAGCAUCACUUGUCCUUGAAAAAAGGCACUCUACUCAGUAAACUCACAUCUCUUAUAGGUAUUUUCGAAUAAAUCAGAAGCUUCGGACACAAAUCUUGUGUCUUUGGAAAUAGAAGGGACUAACUUCUGGAGUUCACAGAGUAUUUUCAACUUACAACUGCAAAUCUAUAGAACAAUAGCCAUCGCAGUUCGAACAAAAAAA
Austrofundulus limnaeus is the source of this 3841-nucleotide messenger RNA. RefSeq names its product neuronal growth regulator 1 (gene negr1). Lineage: Eukaryota; Metazoa; Chordata; Actinopteri; Cyprinodontiformes; Rivulidae. The transcript has 8 exons. Bases 434 to 1585 code for a protein of 383 amino acids. The record is from RefSeq and is a predicted model, not a curated record.